UCGCGGCGGUCUCGUCAUCAACGAUUCCGAAUACAAACUCCCACAGCUUGAGCAGAAACCCUAGCCCUAGAUCCCCCACCAUGGAUCUGCUCCAGUCCUCUUACGCGCCGGACGGCGCCUCGUCUCCGGAGGACUCGGCGGCCGCGUCCUCGCCGGAUUCCUCGCCGCUCCGCCUUCCGUCCAAGUCGGCGGCCCCCGCCGUCGACGACACGGCGCUCGCGCUCUCCUCCGCUGCGUCCGCCGCCCGCCCGCUCGACCCUUCGCUCCACCUCGUCGCCUUCAACCCCACCGCCGACCAGCUCUGGGCUCCCAUCCUCGGGCCCCAGCACCCCCACGCCCCAAUCUCCUCCGCCUCCGGCAACCGCAACCACAAGCUUGGCCACGUUGAGGACGCCGCGGUCCUGCCAUUCCUAUUCGACGAGCAGUACAACACCUUCCACCGGUUCGGCUACGCCGCCGACCCCUCUGGUCUCCACAUCGUCGGCGACGCCCAGACCCAGGCGCCCGAGCCCGACACAGUCUACAACCUCGCCCCCUCCGAGCACAAGCGCCGCCGCCUCCUGGCCAAGGCGGACAACCAGGAGGAGCCCGCACCCCCGGAGGCUAAGAACCCCGCCUCCGAGGAAUGGAUCCUUCACAACAAGCAGAGUCCCUGGGCUGGGAAGAAGGAAGCGCCUCCUGCGGAGCUCACCGACGAGCAGAAGCAGUAUGCGGAGGCACACGCUGCGAAGAAGGCCGAGAAGGAGGCCCGCGGCGAAGGGAAGAGCGAGAGGACAGAGGUUGUGGUCAAGACCACCUUCCACGGGAAGGAGGAGAAGGAUUACCAGGGACGCUCCUGGAUCACGCCGCCCAAGGAUGCCAAGGCUACCAACGACCACUGCUACAUCCCCAAGAGGUGUGUGCACGAGUGGGUCGGCCACACCAAGGGGGUCUCAGCCAUCAGGUUUUUCCCGAAGUAUGGACAUUUGCUGCUGUCUGCGAGUAUGGAUUGCAAGAUUAAGAUCUGGGAUGUUCUUGGGUCAAGGACAUGUAUGCGUACUUAUAUGGGGCACUCAAAGGCGGUAAGGGAUAUAUCAUUCUCCAAUGAUGGGAGUAAAUUCUUGAGUGCUGGGUAUGACAGGAAUAUACAGUACUGGGAUACUGAAACAGGGCAGGUGAUCUCGACCUUCUCAACUGGGAAGGUCCCAUAUGUUGUGAAGCUCAAUCCUGAUGAGGAUAAGCAGCAUAUUCUCCUUGCUGGAAUGAGCGAUAAGAAGAUUGUGCAAUGGGAUAUGAAGUCAGGGCAGAUUACACAAGAGUAUGAUCAGCAUUUAGGGGCUGUGAACACCAUAACUUUUGUGGAUAACAACAGGAGAUUUGUGACCUCGAGUGAUGACAAGUCUCUUCGCGUGUGGGAGUUUGGCAUCCCUGUGGUGAUUAAGUAUAUCAGUGAGCCACACAUGCACUCAAUGCCAUCAAUUGCAUUGCAUCCCAACUCCAAUUGGCUGGCAGCGCAGAGUUUGGACAAUCAGAUACUGAUAUACAGCACCAAGGAGAGGUUUCAGCUUAAUAAGAAGAAGAGAUUUGCUGGCCAUAUUGUGGCAGGUUAUGCUUGUCAGGUGAACUUCUCACCUGAUGGGAGGUUUGUGAUGUCUGGUGAUGGUGAGGGUAGCUGCUGGUUCUGGGACUGGAAAAGCUGCAGGAGAUUUAAGACUUUAAAGUGCCACAACGGAGUUUGCAUUGGAUGUGAGUGGCAUCCAUUGGAAACUAGCAAGGUUGCAACCUGUGGAUGGGAUGGUGUAAUUAAAUACUGGGACUGAAGUUUGGCAGAGAGAUUGCAUGAGCUCAUGGUAAAGGUUUUGUAACAAUCCAAUUCACAAGGGCCGAAUGUCGUGAGAUACUGUAAGUCAACAUGCUCGACGAGAGAAUCCCAGUUUGAUGCAGGAGAAAAAUGUUGUGUUUUUGAGGUUACAUAUAUGGCCCUGCUAAAUGUUGAAAUGUACAAUACUCGCACCAGAUUCAAAUUUUGAGUUGUAUCUUUGGCACUAGCAACUUGUUUGCUGUUUCUGGUAAUCCUGUUGCUUCCAACUUUUGUAGCAUCCGAGGAAGUGUGUUGUGCUCCAUUUUAUUAUAAAUUAGAUAGCGGUCUUUUUAAUAGCUACAGCCAAGUGAACGGAAUAAGGCCUUGUUUAGAUGUGAA
Molecule: messenger RNA, 2179 nt
Organism: Sorghum bicolor (sorghum)
Lineage: Eukaryota; Viridiplantae; Streptophyta; Magnoliopsida; Poales; Poaceae
Product: pre-mRNA-processing factor 17
Exons: 2
Coding region: 81-1799 (572 amino acids)
Biological process (GO): mRNA splicing, via spliceosome
Cellular component (GO): catalytic step 2 spliceosome
Molecular function (GO): mRNA binding; protein binding
Source: RefSeq, a predicted model, not a curated record